Prinia subflava (tawny-flanked prinia) is the source of this 1811-nucleotide messenger RNA. Its product is annotated as collagen alpha-1(III) chain-like. Lineage: Eukaryota; Metazoa; Chordata; Aves; Passeriformes; Cisticolidae. The coding region runs from base 1 to 729 and encodes 242 amino acids. The record is from RefSeq and is a predicted model, not a curated record. The transcript has 2 exons.
AUGCUCCCGGCGGGACGGGGCGGGACGGGGCGGGACGGAGCGGACCGGGAGGGACCGGCAGGGGUCAGCGGCGCAGCUGCUCCGCGCCCGCCCCGCGGCCGCGCUUAUAGAGGCCGCGGCGCCCGCGCGGCGCCUACAUCGGGCACUACCACCCUCACCCGAGGGGGAGAGACAAGCUACAAACAAACCCUUGCCGGCACGGCCGCCCGCACACCGAGCCCGCCCGCGAAGACCGGCGGGGCGGCGCUUUUCCCGGCCGUCCCGCGGCUCCCGCUGCCGCUGGCGGAGGACGCUGCGGUAGGAAGAAGGCGCCCCGUGGCCGCUCCGGCCUCCCCUAUCCUGCCGUGCAGUGGUGUGGCCCGGAGGAGGCUGCCCGCCGGUGACGUCAGCAAGGGGCGCCCUCUGCUCCCACGGCCGUCACGGCGCAGCGGCCGCCCCGCCCCGCCCGGCCCGGCGGGGAUCGGUUCGGAUCGGUUCGGAUCGGUUCCUGUGGGAGCCGUGAGGGGCCGCGCAGGCCUCGGCACCGCCGGGGGGAGGCACCGGGCAGCCUCGCUGGGACACGGGCAUCGCCCUCCCCACGCGUCCCCAGGACCGCUGCAGAGAAGGACGCGCCCCCAGCGCAGCAUCCCCUGUGGGAGCCUGCGAGGCGCUGCGCUGGGGGAGAGCACUGGAGCGAGCCCCGAUGAGGGGGAAGACCGGAUACAUCUGGAAGGAAGGAGUGGUUGGUGAUCCGAGGAAUCCGUGAGCUGCCCCAAUCGCCCUGCCAUUUCUGGCGGGAUUUGGCAAAGGAAAUCCCUGACAGUAGUGUCCAGGGGGACAGGCAGCCUGGGUUUUGCUGCUGACAGAUUAGAGAUUUCUGGCUUUGUGUCCUGCUCAGGAGAGGAGGCAUCUCUGAGCUCCAAGUCCUCAGCUCCUGCCAGGCAUUUGCUGGAAUUCAGGUGCCAUUCCUGAUGGCCCCGUAGAAAAACACUUUUUUCUUUUCAUUUUUUUUCCCAGAACUGGCUGCUCAUUCUCCUCACCUCUUGUUCCAGCAGAUUUCUUGGAACUACUCACCAUGUACUAAGCUUAGCAAUCCUUAAGAAACUAAUGAAUGGCAGUGCAAUAUGUUUGUUAUUCUUUUUAUUUUUCUGGUGACUCAAGUAGUUGGGUUUGGGCCAAACCACCUCUGCAUGUAAUCUCCAAGGAGGAAGGACAGAAGGUUUCCUGCUGUACUGCGUGUGCUUUUCUCUGCUCUUUUGAGUGUUGGCUUUCCUUAGCCUGUGUGCCUGGGCUUGCAAGACAAUAAAAAAGGCAUUUGUGAAAGCAAAAAAAGUCCCUGAUGAAGCUGUUUAACACAUACUGCUCUGUUCCCAGGACUGGGAAGAGUCAUGAUUUAGCUCCAAAAUGUGAAUCAGUGCUUUAUUGGCAUUCCUUGGGGUGAUUCAAAAGCCCUGCUAGCCUUAUAUGGAAAAUAAAAUCCUUCUGAAAAUACACAAAAGAUAUUAUUAAUUUUAGGUGCAUGUGACUUAGUGAAAAGAGAGAAGUUUUUUCAGGAAUUGAUCUCAGCUGUGCCACGUGCAUCUGACUGAUGUUCCCACAAGGUGGGAACAGUGAGCAAAUGGAGAGAAGGGGUCCAGGUGAAAGGGUGCAUAGGCUGUGAAAUUGCUUUUUUCUUAGUUUUUUUGACCUGAUCUUACCCUGGAGAUGCUGAUGUUUCAAACAUCCUGCCCACCCUGUUAAUCCUUUUCCUAUGCUGUGGAAAUCUCAGGACCAGCAGGCUGUUGUUACUUACUAAAAAAGAUGGUUUGACUGAAGUUUUUCCAGCAUCUAAU